This is a messenger RNA of Alligator sinensis (Chinese alligator), 5876 nucleotides long. It is a transcript of the gene LRIG1, whose product is annotated as leucine rich repeats and immunoglobulin like domains 1. Gene Ontology annotation, molecular function: protein binding. NCBI's taxonomy places the organism in Eukaryota, Metazoa, Chordata, Crocodylia, Alligatoridae. Bases 505 to 3639 code for a protein of 1044 amino acids. The record is from RefSeq and is a predicted model, not a curated record. The transcript has 19 exons.
UCCUCCGCGCCAGCUUUCUGCAGAGGGUGUUUGGAGGUUGCAGAUGCAGGAUCUGUUGUUGCAGAGGCUGGUCCAGCUGCUACGGAGGGACGUUAUAGCCUCUCCUGGAAUUAGCAUUUGUUUUGGAGGAGCGAUCCAAAAGGCUCCUUGCUGCUGCUCGUUCUGCCGAGAACGAAGCAAUAAGGCCGUCCCGUGGGGCGUGGGGGGGAGACCCUCGCUCAAGUUGAGCUGCAGUAUAAUACUCCGUCCCCUUUUUGUCAUUCACGCGAUCCCCUGCCUGUUCGGAGCCGCACGGCUUCACUUGCAAGUCGAGGUGAAUGAGCCAGGUCAACAUUUGCAUGGGACAGAGGAAACCCAUGACGUGGUGUGCAACACACCUGAGUGCCGAAGCCGUGUCUCCUAGCUGCAGAAGUGUGUUGGCUCAGUGCGGUGCCCUUUAUUCAGCCCAGAAUCGUGACAGCCAAAUUGGGGGUCCUGGAGACUUGGAAGGAAACGUUUUCCCUGAUGUGCUCUGCCCUUAAUCCUGCCCAUCGUGGUGCACCGAGGAGGGAUCUUGCAGUUAGAAACCUGAGCUACAACAAGUUGACGGAGAUCGAUCCUUCUGCCUUUACAGAGCUCCCGAACCUCCGGGAAGUGCGGCUGAAUAACAACGAGCUGACAACCAUCCCAUCUUUGGGGGCUGCACCUUCCACCGUCGUCUCCCUCUACCUACAUCACAACAGGAUCCGGAGCAUCGAUGCGAGUCAGCUGAAGCCCUACGUUGCCCUGGAAACGUUGGACCUGAGUUUCAAUGACAUCACGGAAAUACGAAGCGGUUCCUUUCCGCAGGGACUUCACAUAAAGGAGCUCUACCUGGGGAACAACAGAAUCAGUGCCCUGGAGCCUGGUGCUUUUGAUGGUCUGUCACGCUCCCUGCUAACGCUCCGGCUGAGUAAAAACAGGAUCGCCCAGCUUCCUGUCAAGGCAUUCAAGCUACCCAGGCUAACUCAACUGGAGCUGAACCGGAACCGCAUCCGCCUGAUCGAGGGCCUCACCUUCCAGGGGCUGGACAGCUUGGAAGUACUGAAGCUGCAGCGCAACAACAUCAGCAAGCUGACGGACGGGGCCUUCUGGGGCCUGGCCAAGAUGCAAGUGCUGCACCUGGAGUACAACAGCCUGACUGAAGUGAACAGCGGCUCUCUUUACGGCCUCUCCUCCCUCCAGCAGCUUCACCUUAGUAACAACUUGAUAUCUCGCAUCAACCCUGAUGGCUGGAGCUUCUGUCAGAAGCUACACGAACUAAUCUUGUCCUACAACAACCUGACCCGGCUGGACGAGGGGAGCCUGGCAGACCUGGGGGGGCUGCACGUGCUGCGACUCAGCCGCAACUCCAUCAGCCACAUCGCCGAGGGCGCCUUCAAGGGACUCCGAAACCUGCGCGUGCUGGAUCUGGACCAUAACGAGAUUUCGGGCACAAUAGAAGACACCAAUGGGGCUUUUACAGGCCUUGAAAACCUAAGCAAGCUCACUAUGUUUGGAAACAAGAUCAAGUCAGUGGCCAAGAAAGCGUUCUCGGGCUUGGAGGCCCUGGAGCACCUGAACCUCGGGGAUAACGCCAUCAGGUCCAUCCAAGCGGACGCUUUUGCCAGGAUGAAGAACCUGAAGCAGCUCCACAUAAACAGCGACAGCUUCCUGUGCGACUGCCAACUCAAGUGGCUGCCGCAGUGGUUAGCGGAGAAGGAGCUGCAGCCCUUUGUGGUGGCGACCUGCGCCCACCCGGAGUCACUGAAAAGCCAAAGCAUUUUUGCCGUGCAGCCGGAGAGUUUUGUGUGUGAUGAUUUCCCCAAGCCCCAGAUUAUCAUUCAGCCGGAGACGACAGUCGCCGUCUUGGGCAAGGACAUCCGCUUCACCUGCUUGGCUGCCAGCAGCAGCAGCUCCCCCAUGACAUUUGCCUGGAAGAAGGACAACGAGAUUCUGCGCAACGCCGAGAUCGAGAACUUCGCGCACGUGCGGGCCAAGGAUGGCGAGGUGAUGGAGUACACCACCAUCCUGCACCUCCGGCACGUCACCUUCACCCACGAGGGACGCUACCAGUGCAUCAUCACUAACCACUUUGGCUCCACCUACUCAAGCAAGGCCCGUCUCACUGUGAACGUGUUGCCUUCGUUUAUCAAAACUCCCCAUGACAUCACGAGCCGCACAGGGAUGACCGCUCGGCUGGAGUGUGCGGCUGAAGGACACCCCACCCCACAAAUAGCCUGGCAGAAAGAUGGCGGCACCGACUUCCCCGCAGCCCGGGAGCGCCGCAUGCACGUCAUGCCAGAUGACGACGUCUUCUUCAUCACGGACGUGAAGAUAGAGGACAUGGGUGUCUACAGCUGCACGGCACAGAACUCGGCGGGCUCCGUGUUGGCCAACGCCACCCUGACCGUGCUGGAGACUCCAUCCUUGGUUCAUCCACUGGAAGACCAUGUUGCAUCUGUGGGUGAAACUGUGGCCCUCCAGUGCAAAGCCACGGGCAGCCCGCCUCCACGCAUUACCUGGCUGAAGGGUGACCAGCCUCUGGUAGUGACAGAAAGGCAUCACUUCACCCCUGGCAACCAGCUCUUGAUUGUUCGCAAUGUCAUCCUGGAGGAUGCUGGGAAAUACACCUGUGAAAUGUCCAACACCCUGGGGACCGAACGGGCUCACAGCCACGUGAGCAUCUUGCAGUCUCUUGGCUGCAGGAAGGACAGGACCACGGUGGGCAUCAUCACCAUUGCCGUGGUAUGCAGCAUCGUGCUGACCUCUUUGGUCUGGGUGUGCAUCAUUUACCAAACGAGGAAGAAGAGCGAAGAAUACAGUGUCACCAACACAGAUGAGACUAUUGUGCCACCAGACGUGCCAAGCUACCUGUCUUCCCAAGGGACACUCUCAGACAGACAAGAAGUGGUUGUUCGAGUGGAUAACAGCCAACAGCCUAACGGGCACAUAGAGAGCAACGGCAUGUGUCAGACUGAUGCUGGAAGGUGUCCAGAUGUUGAAGCUCCCACUGUCGGGUGUAGACAGCCAAAGCUAUGUAUAGGCUACAAUAAAGAUACUUGGAAGCCUGAAGACACGGCUGAGGGAACGCCGGUUCCAGAUAAGACAGGGUACGGUCUGCCGGUUGUCUGCACUGACUGCAGCGGGAGCACGGAUAGCAUGAACGUCAGCAUUUACCCCAGGGACCCAGAGCGCUAUUCUCAGACCCUUCAGACUGCAAACAGCACCUAUCCAAACGCCUUGAGCAGCAAGGAGCCAAGCAGGAGCCAAGGCCUCCUCCAUCCUCCGCAGUGUAAUGGGAUUGCCAGCAGUAAGAGGACAGACACAGACAAUUCCCGCUACCCCAGCAACCAUGACAGGAUGCCAUCCUCCUGCCCAAGUAAAGAGCCGCCCACAGACAGACAAGGCUCCUCACUAGCUUCCGCGAAGCCUUCAGAGCUCCAGAGCCUGCACUCGAGCAGAGCUGUGCCUGCAGGCAGCUCCGCCAAGCAGUUCAACGGGAAUCCCGAAAUUUCGCCGACGAUACUGGACUUGCCGAGCGAAGCCCAAGCUAAGCAAGCCCUUCUUUCCAAUGGAUACGGACCCAAAUCGCGCGACUCCAUUCAUGACUUUAAGCCAUCAAAAAGAUCAACGGACUAAGCUACCAAGUGCAACCAAACAAACACGCUAUUAAUAUAUUUUUUUUUGCACAGAGUAUAUAGGUUACUUACAUCUACCUCAACAUUUGAACUGACAACCUCUCGGAGACAAAGGAAGACAAAAUGAGGUAUGAGAGAUGAGCUUGCGUGGGGAACAAACUCCUAUUCGAGCGGCGCCUGUGUGUACAUAGCUUACAACUUCCGUGAGAAGUACUGAAUCAUUCAAAAGAUUCCUUGCAUGUGAAGCACAUAAAUGCAAGAGAUUAUUGUGUAAAGAGAAAAGAAGUAUUUGAUACAAAUGUACAUAAGAGUUUUCAUAUAUAUAUAUUAUAAAAAAAAAAAAAAUAUAUAUAUAUAUAUAUAUCAAAGUAUAUAUAUAUCUUUUACAGAGGCUAUUUUAAUCUUUAGUGCAUGGGUAACUGAGUGAAAUCUUACCAUUUUUGGCAAUAUUGUUUUCAGUAUCAGGUUGCUGUUAAAUUUUUGUUCAGAGAAAAUAAUCCUGGGUGCCUUAAUGCAUAACCGCUGCCCCUCUUUUCAGUGGCAAUUCCUGUAAAUCAACUUACAGGAAACGAGCACAAAGUCCGUCGCCCUCUGGAAAUCUUUUGCACUUAAAGAGGUUUAAAUGGAGUUCUUCUGUUAUUUCGAGGAAAUGCUAAAUAAGAGAAUUAAUAGCAAAAGCCAAAUGAUACAUACACGUGCAUCUACUGCAACCUGAUUUUUCUCUUUUCUUUAUGGGAGAACUUAAAAAAAAAAAAAAAUGUAUUCCAUUCAGCAUUGCAUUGACGAGCUAAAGGUUAAAUAGUCUGUGAUAGUGCAUUAAAACAGAACAACGCACAGGCAUACAAUACAAUCCAGCUACAGCGUGCACUUCCUGCGCGCCGCCCCGCCACACACAAAAAAACCACAGAUUAUUAGUAGCCACAAAAGAUAUGCAGUAAAACUGGGGGCAGAGACAGGAGCAAACCUCAGAGCAAAGUCUUGCCUAUACACACAGAAGUUGUCUUGCUUUAAGUCCUUUGGUGCAGGUGAAGUGCUCCAACUCUCGGUUGUUGCAGUGACAAACAGGUGCUCAUGCUGGUACAGCUUCUCCCUGGUUAGGAAAGGGAGUAGGUUGUACCAGACUUUAGUCCCCCGUCCACCUGCAUCUCAUCUCGGGUGGUAGAGGUGUGACUGUUUGGCUCGAAAAUAAUCCCAGCCCCCCGCAGUGAGCCAGGCAUUAAAUACCGCAGUCUGGCAGUUCACAAACUAAAGCUUGCGUGACCCCAGGUAUCAAAGAAAGGGGCUCGUGGGUCUGAGAGGUGCCGUCUUAACAUGGGGUUACAGGGAGUAGGACUAAGAGACCCCAGUCACCGAAACUGCAGCUACUCACACGGCCCGACAUCGCCGAUACCCCUUUGCAUGUGAGCAUCUGCUUCGGGACAAAGAUUUCUGUGCAGCAACCCCGAAAUAGGCUGAUUUAGAAGCAAGACUCUUAAGUUGAUACUGGCUUAAAGGAACAACUUCCGAACGUCGCUAUAUGGUUUGGAUGUUCGUUCGUGAAUGGAAACCCCCCAACCCUGUGUCAUUUAUAUCUUCAAUUUGAAGCUUUUUAUUUAUAGAAAGGCUGCUUCUGUUGGUGUCGGUACCUGUGGAGGAACAACUUUUUUUUUUCCAGUUACUUGUAAUGGAGUUCUGCUCAUACAAGACUGCUACGUUUUGGUGAUGACUACUCUUGGGAGAGCUUGUUUGGGGGGGUCGUUUUUACUUUCUUUUUUUUUUGUUUUCUUAGAAGCAACUCAAUGGCCGUUUCGUUGGAACAAGAUCCAACGAGCGUGCCACUUAUGCCAGCUUAGUAGGUCACAGAAGGCAUCGAUAGCAGUCAGAGCAGGGAGAUCACUUCAGUCUGCAUUCAGGAAAGGCUUAUAGCCUGUGCCAAAGACCUGUUAAAUCAAUGGGACUUCAGCACAUGCGUUAGAGCCCGGGCCCAAGACGUCUGUCCAUGCUGUCCCAAGUGACGACCAAACUAUUCUGCCUUCCUUAGAUGCCGACCUCCUCCCCAAACAGAUCUGUGUCUGGAGUGACGGCAAAGAUAAGUUUCACUGUAAAUGACUUGACUGGCCUUUAUGAAGCAAGGCAUAAUUAAGCCAGCUGCCUGUCUGUAUCAGUUCCUAACUGUAGACCCAUAUGCACUUUGGGGCAGGUAGCUAAUUAUGUUGAGUGCCAACUUCUCGUUAUUCAUUGUCUCAGAGAUGGAUAAUA